AUGGCGAAAACUAAAGGCAUCGCGAAGCCGAAAGACCGACGAGCAAACGAUGCUAAUGAACGUCGUGUUCGCGACAUCACCUACGACUCUUCCGAGCCUAGCAACGAUGAUGCGCAACCGGACGCCGAUGCGCAAGUAGAGGAUGAUGCGGGAGAGCACGACGACGACUACACUACCGAGGCUGGCCAUCCGUGCUCGAGUCCGCGCCAAACCACUUCACAGCUACCAGACCAGUCCUCGACAGCUGCGCCCGCACAAGUGCACCAAGACGAAGCUGGUCUGCCAUUGAGCAUCAAGCAAAUCAAGGCUCUGUUUGAUGCUGGCGAGAGAUUGAGCUACGCGCAAGCCACUGCUUUGGAGGACGCCGGGGUGUAUCUCACCUCAGUGGCCAGCCAUCCCGUGUAUUCUUCAUCCGAUCCCUACCCCGAUCCACCGCCCGGCCUCUCUGAAUUCAAGGCGCCAGAUCGAAUAACUUACAACUCAGACCGCGAGACAUCAUUCCCUCCCACUCCUGAGCUCCAAAGCCUCAACGGUGGCUCUCGGAGUCCCGACUCCGUGCGGAUACCCCGAUCCGAUGGCGCACUCAUUGCUCCACGACCUGCAGAGUCGGUGGAUGCGCAAGUCGUGGGCCUCGCAGAUGAUCACGGUGCCGAGGACGCUCUCGAUCCACAAGGAAACAAGGAGGACGAAGAACAUGAAGUCGCUGUCCCAGAUGACUCCACUGCUGGGUCGGUACUCGAUGCGAUCAAGAACCUCACGCAAGAACAACUUGAUCUCAUGAACUACCACACUCAAGAGCACUUCGAUGAAAUGGACAAGAUUAUAGCUCGGGAGGCGAAGGAAGAGAUGCGUACUCAACACAACGUCGAUGCUCGCCUGAAUGCCGCCGCCGUGGACGAUGCUGGUCUCCACGCCGGCAUCGUUGGCGCCGAGGAAGAUGCCGUGGACAAUGACAACGGUGCGAACGCUGCGAAGCACGAACUCGACCCUACAGAGCAACUCGAGCUUGCACAAAUCGGAGAAGCUCAACAGGCUGUGGUCCAGUCCAUUGAUGCGUCCCAGCCUCCUCGCCGUCAGAAGCGCACGAGGGACGAAGCCUUCGUCGUGGUCGCCGCACUGGUCAAGCCUUCUCAGCAGUGGCUCAUCCAGCACAAAAUGGAUAUCCAAGUCCGACGUAACCAUGCGAAGCAAAUGUCAAAGCCGACACCUCGCGGCGAUAUGCCGCAAAUUGCGAGUCUUCGCCCUCCAAAGCGCACCAGGUCGGACCAACAGGCUGGUGUUGAUGGAGCGACUCUGCCAGAAGAAGAGCGCGCACCGAAGCGUCGUUGCCUGAAGGAGUGGUCCCACGUCAAAGCAAACGCAAUCAAGAAAGGCGCAACUAAGAUGGCGAAGAAGGCGUUCGAGAUCGCCCUCUCCAGUAGUCGGCAAUUUGUUCGAUUUCUCACUGGCCUCGGACAACAGGCGAACGGUCAAGAGAUCAUGCUGGCGACUGCGCAGCCCCUUCGGCGCGGUAUCCUGAAGAAACCUCGCCUCCCCGACACGCCGCGCGUUCCCAUGCGCAGACCGAUUGUCAGACGCCACCCUGCCGACAUCUAUUGGGACAAGGUUCACGCCGCUGCGGGACAGAAGCAUCAAGAGCAUCGCAUGGCUACGGCUGCGACUGAGGUCGACCAAGCGCUUGAGAGCCCACAGGGACCCCCACGUGCACGAUCUCCCAUGGCGCAGGAGUCGCGGAUCAUCGCAAUUCGUCCAGGCACCCCGAACCAUCAAGAUCAAGAGCUUGUGCACCCUCCGGCUCCUGAGGGCGAUGCUCUCGCCGCCACUGACGACGAUCCCUUCCCCUUCAUCGUCCACCCGAAGUACAUCGAAAACCAUGCCGCCCACAGCCUUCAAGCCUUCGAGGCUCGAGUUGCGGCGACCAGCCUCAAAGGUGUCGAGAUCUUGUUCGCCUGGCACGAGGAGUCCUGCGACGUCGAUCCCGAAUUCCAACCAACCUUCCAGGGCUUCGCGAGGGCUUUUGAACUGGUGCAAGACCCUGUGCUUCUGCGAGUCCACGAUCGACUGCACGACAAGUUUUUGGGAUGGGUCUGGCGCAACUUGUACCCUUUGCUCGAUCAGGGCAUCUUGACCCAGGCGGAUGUCAAUGGCGUUACGAGCACCAUCAUGGAGCUCUCUCCAGAUGAGAUGGAAGAUAUCGCCGACUUCCCAAACGAUAUGGACGGCGUCGUCUUCGACAACGACGUCGAUGAGAGCAUGACCGGCAUGUCCGAGGCGGGCGGCGCGGAGACCACCAGCAGCAAGGCUAGCUCGCCGCAGCCGAUGGAGGGCAUCAUCAACAACAGGAAUACCGGCCCUCUUCCGACCGGCGGACGCAAGUUUGCGAAGCCUACUGGUGCAAAACGGUAG
This is a messenger RNA of Zymoseptoria tritici IPO323, 2406 nucleotides long. RefSeq lists its product as uncharacterized. Bases 1 to 2406 code for a protein of 801 amino acids. The record is from RefSeq and is a predicted model, not a curated record. Lineage: Eukaryota; Fungi; Ascomycota; Dothideomycetes; Mycosphaerellales; Mycosphaerellaceae. The transcript has 3 exons.